Sungouiella intermedia is the source of this 2475-nucleotide messenger RNA. NCBI's taxonomy places the organism in Eukaryota, Fungi, Ascomycota, Pichiomycetes, Serinales, Metschnikowiaceae. The record is from the annotation of a GenBank genome assembly.
AUGUCAGACUCUCCAAUCCCACAAAUCCCACAAAUUCCACAGAGGCCCAAAAGACCAUCCAAAACACCAUCGAACUCGACGUUUGAUCUGGAAAUUGCCGAGCAUUCUCCUCAAUCUGACACCUCAACUCCACAGCCUGUGAUUCCUCUGCGUCCCAAGAGGAAAUCCAAGGAGCCCGAAGAUCCCAGUGAGGAGCCAGUGAAGGAACAGAGUCUUUUUGACAAGUUAGCAUCAACAGUGGCGCCCUUAGUCGGCAUUGAUGCUGAAAACGAUGUAGAUGAAGAGGAAAAGACUGUAGGAGAGGCGGUCGGAGAGAAUGUUGGCGAAACUCAUGCAACUAACCAGGAAAUCGGAAACCAGAGAAUUGAUACUGAAAAGGAAAUCAGAAAGUCUGUAGAGAUCCCAACUGGUUUGGAUGCAGACGAUGUAGUUAACGAUAUUGAUGAGGUUGAUGUUUCAUCGAAAGUGAAGGGGGAAGAAUGGGAGGGAGACAAUAAUCAGAAAUUGAAGGCUGAUUCAAUUCCGGUAGUCAUUCCUCCACGCCCAAUUAAGCAUAAAGAGACAGCUGAAGACAAGCUUGAUGAGAAACCUGAACCCGAGGCUGCUUUACUGGAGGCUGAGUCCCCGGUUGUGCCUCAACGUCCGCUGAAGAUUGCUAAGGUGAUUGAGGAGUCCCUUAAUGAUGAAAACGAAAAUACAAAAGACGAAGUUGAUUCGGAUGAUGAAAUCAUUCUGACUGGUGAGGGUCCUGAGGUUCAAAAGAAUGAUGUUCCAGUAGACUCUGAACCUACUGCGACUGCUCCAAUUGAGACUGCCCCAAUUGAGACGGACACAGAGAAUGCUCUGCCAAAUAAGAAAGCUGUUACAGUAGACCACUAUGACAAGACCUCUGAAGUAUAUGCUGAACCCGAGGUGCCAAAGGUGUUGGCUGAGGCUUCUAGUCAGGGAAUAAAGGUUCCAGUUUCAGAGACUGUCGAGGAUUCAGAUGUUCAAGACAAUGAAGUUGACAAAAUGCAGACUAAUGCUGACUCAAAGUCCGGUGUUGCAGAAGUGGAAGAACUUCAAUCAGAAGAGGAAGAAUCACAGCCCAAGGUGGAAGAGCCAGAGACUGCGAAAGAAAUCUCUCCCUCAGAAGUGCUUGAAGAGAAGACUAAAACUCAAGAAAAUGUCUCUACUACUGAAACCGAACAGAUCCCUGUCAUUCCUUCGAGGCCCUCAAAGCAACCUUCAAUUCCUAGCAGACCGGUGAAAUCUAAAACCAACUCUUCAGAAGUGGUGCCUUCUGCCUCUCCAGCUAUUCCUCAUCGCCCUGUGAAAUCCGAUGAAACCAAGAAGGCGCCACCUCCAAAACCCAAGAAGUUGUCCUCCAAGAUCGCAGCGUUCCAGCAAAUGUUCAACCAGCCAGCACCAGAAGCUCCCAAGCCAGACUCUCGCGGUGUCAGGUCUUCCGGACGUCUUUCUUCUGAUAAGAAGGACUUUGCCUCCAACUUGCAGAAUAUGAUGGGCAGAGGAAUUGCUUUGCCAGGCAUGGCCAACCCUGAAAUGCUCCAAAAACUUAAGGCAAGCAACGAGGAAGAGACAACUGCUGACACUACUUCUGAAUCUAUUCCUGGUGUUCCCCGUCGUGCUCGUGGACCAAAGGGUAAAAGAUUACCCAAAGCUAUCCAAGAGACAACCGUUACUGUGGAAUCUCCAUACAAGGUUUCAGUCCAUGAUGUGUGGGAAAUUGAAUUUACUAAGCAAGAAAUCAACGACGAGGUUGAGGUGGUUCAAGAGAAUGCCAGCGGAGAUAUUAUUGAUGAGCGCUUUGAGAGCGACGAAUUAGACAAGCAUAUCACAGAAAAUUCAGAGUUAGGCAAUGAAGACAAGUCUAAGCGUGUGAGAAGCAUCGAGGAGGUGGAAUUAGCAAUUGAAGAGUUGAGAGAAAGUCGCGAAGUGCUGGUGGAAGCACUGGGUGUUUCUGAAUUGAGGGAUUCAUCACUGAACGAGGUUGAAGUUCCUGAACUCUUUGAACCAGAAACUCAGACUCCCGAAAAGGUUGGACUCGAAACUCAAGUUCCAGAAGACGUUAAUCUGGAGACUGAAGUCUCAGACAAGGCUCAAGUUACAAAGAAGGGCGAGGCUGAAGUUCCAGAGAUAGGCGAGACUGAAGUCUCAGAGGAUAUUAGACCGGAGACUGAAAUUCCAGAUGAUAUCAUUGCGGAGAAGACCUACCACGUCAAUGAAGAAGUUGUGAGGAGCCCAGAAGGUGAAAUUCCCGGUGCUCCGGUUUCUGUUGGUGUUUCUCAUGUUUCACAAGAUGUAGGCGGCAUUGAACCAGUCAAAGUACCUAGCGAAAGUGAUGCUUCAGAAAUUCCUGCUUCGUUGGACUCUAUUUCUCAAGAAACAGGGCAUACUGGCACUCAAGAUGGAGAGAUUAUUGAAGAUGCGGAGCCAAUCAAGGUCGAAGUUUUACAUACCCUGGAAGGUAUUUAA